Molecule: messenger RNA, 3945 nt
Organism: Silurus meridionalis
Lineage: Eukaryota; Metazoa; Chordata; Actinopteri; Siluriformes; Siluridae
Gene: arhgef7b
Product: Rho guanine nucleotide exchange factor (GEF) 7b
Exons: 22
Coding region: 168-2714 (848 amino acids)
Molecular function (GO): protein binding; guanyl-nucleotide exchange factor activity
Source: RefSeq, a predicted model, not a curated record
CUAGACGAAUCAGGGCAGAUCGGCAUGCACACAGCAGCCAGAAAGAAGGAGGGAUCACAUCCAGGAGCUACACCUCAUAUGUCUCGCGCUUGGAAAGAGUACCAACAUGAUCUGAUGCGACCGAUUUAUUUCUUUUCUUCCAAAUCCGAGAAAUCACGUUUGCGAUCAUGAAUCCGGCCGAGCAGACAGUAACGUGGCUCAUCGCGCUCGGUGUGCUGGAAUCGCCCAAAAAGCGCGUCUCGGACCCCGAGAGCUUUCUGCAGAGCUCGCUGAAAGACGGCGUGGUGCUGUGCAGGCUGCUCGAGCGACUGCGCCCCGGAUCGCUCCUCACGGUCUUCCAGGAACCGAAGAACGACGGCGAGUGCUUGAGCAACAUCAGGGAGUUCCUCAAAGCCUGCGCUUCAUACCGAGUGGAGACAUUUGAGGCUGAUGACCUGUUUCAGGGACAGAACUUCACCAAGGUGCUGAAUUCCUUGGUUGCGCUCAACAACGCAACAGCAGAUACUGGAUCUGGCAGUGACUCCAUAUGUGCUCAACACAUCUCUCUACGAAUCAAGUCCUUUGACUCACUGAACUGUCAGCCUUCCCGCAGGAGAUCAUCUAAACGAGUGCGCAGCCAGUAUUGUAUUCUGGACAUGUCUGAGAACAGUUCAGUUCAGCUGCUGGUGAAGGCACGGUUUAAUUUCCAGCAGACGAACGAGGAUGAAUUAUGCUUCAACAAGGGUGACAUCAUCCAGGUGAUUCGGCAGGAGGACGGAGGCUGGUGGGAAGGCGCACUGAACAGCAAGACCGGCUGGUUCCCUAGCAACUACGUCAAAGAGAUCAAAGGAAGUGACAAGCCCAUCUCUCCAAAGCCUGGGGCGCUGAAGAGUCCUCCCAAAGCAUUCGAGACCGGCGCUGCCACUAAGACCUACUAUAACCUGGUGAUCCAGAAUAUUGUCCAGACUGAAACGGAAUAUGGCAAAGAGCUCCAAACACUGCUUUCAACAUACUUGAGACUACUGCAGCCCACAGACAGACUGACCUUGACAGAUAUCGCUCACAUUCUGGGCAAUCUAGAAGAGAUCAGCUCCUUCCAGCAGACCCUGGUGCAGUCACUAGAGGAAUGCACCAAAUUUCCAGAGAGCCAGCAGAGGAUCGGGGGCUUCUUCCUGUCCCUCAUGCCCCAGAUGAAGAGCCUUUAUGUAGCUUACUGCUCCAACCAUCCUUCUGCUGUCAAUGUUCUCACACAACACGGUGAGGAGCUGGGUGAGUUCAUGGAGAGUAAAGGAGCAAGCAGUCCUGGCAUUCUCAUCCUUACCACUAAUCUUAGUAAACCCUUCAUGAGACUGGACAAAUACCCCACACUGCUCAAAGAGCUCGAGAGACACAUGGAGGAUUUUCACCCAGACUAUCCAGACAUUCAGAAAAGCUUGACUGCUUUCAAGAGUCUUUCUGCGCACUGUCAGGAGGUGAGAAAGAGGAAGGAGCUGGAACUGCAGAUUUUGAACGAGCCGGUGCGUGGUUGGGAAGGGGAGGGCAUUAAGACCUUGGGCAACGUCACCUACAUGUCUCAGGUCUUUAUGCAGAACCAUGGCAGUGAGGAGAAAAAUGAGCGCUACCUCCUGCUCUUCCCUCAUGUGCUGCUGGUGCUCUCUGCCAGCCCUCGGAUGAGCUGUUUUAUCUACCAGGGAAAACUUCCUCUAAUCGGGAUGGCUGUUAGCAAAAUUGAAGAUACAAGAAAUGCUUUUGAAAUAUCUGGCAGUAUGAUUGACAGGAUCCAGGUGAUCUGCAAUAACCCUCAGGAUUUACAGGAGUGGAUGGAGCAUCUUCAACACCAAACCAAACGCACAUCAACCAGCAUUUCCAGUUUAAAACCAUGCCAUACACUCCCCGCUCACCCGCCCACUCCUUCAAGACACUCAGAGAGCCGUGGAGCCUACCACACCCUUCCUCACCCCUCCUCACACGGCACCCCGCACAGCACCAUGAUGUGGGGACCGUUAGAACCACCAAAAACCCAGAAACCCUGGAGCCUGAGCUGCCUUCGACCAGCACCACCUUUAAAAGCAUCGGCAGCUCUCUGUUAUAAAGAGGAUCUCAGUAAAAGCCCUAAGAGCAUGAAGAAGCUUCUGCACAAACGGAAAGAGAGAAAGCCCUCAGAUGAGGAGUUUUCUAUGAGGAAAAGCACUGCAGCCCUGGAGGAGGAUGCACAGAUCCUGAAAGUAAUAGAGGCGUACUGCACAAGUGCCAAGACAAGACAAACACUCAACUCAACAUGGCAGGGCACUGAUUUGAUGCAUAAUCACGUGCUUGCUGAUGCCAGCCAGUUGCGUGUGGAGGCUGCCGGUUGUCGUGCCAGUGUCUUGCGCCUGGAACUAUCGUCUGACCAAUCCGAAGACUCGGAUUAUGACAGUAUAUGGACAACCCAUAGCUACAGGAUGGGUUCCACGUCUCGUUCAAGAAAGGAUUCAGGACUGCAUAUGCUUUUCCCUGAAGAGGAGAAGAUCAUUGUAGAAGAAAUAAAAAGCAAUGGUCAGACAGUGAUUGAAGAGAGGAGUUUGGUGGACACUGUUUAUGCACUGAGGGAUGAAGUACAGGAACUCAAGCAGGAUAACAAGAGGAUGAAGAGCAGUUUGGAGGAGGAGCAAAAAGCAAGGAAAGAGCUGGAGAAGGUAGUCAGGAGAGUAUUAAAGAACAUGAAUGACCCUUCAUGGGAUGAAACAAAUCUGUAAAGUUCAUUGAAGAUUGUUAUGCAUGUGGUCCAUGCCAGCCUGGACAGAGGAUUCAAAUAAACACUGUAACACUGAAAACAGCAUGAUGCAGCUGAGAAACUGGGCAUAACUUUGGACCAAGAAAGCCUUUUCAACUGAGUGUAGAGUUGAACAUAAUGGAGAUACUAACAAGAUGAAAUGGAUCCUGUCACUAAGUAAAGGCUCUUUAAGUUUUCCAGUGCCAAAUUUGCUGGUUUUGCCAAAUAGCCUGAACUACAAGAUAUAUAUCAAGGAGCAAAUAUAAAAGUGGCCAAAUACAUCUAAUGGGUUUGCCUUUUAUUUAAUUAAAUUUUUUUCAUUUUAAGAAAAACAUACUAAUAUAUAAUUAUUGUUAAAUAUGAGUUAGCCUGUUUUAGAAAAAGUUUCCUAUUCACUGCUGUCUUUGCCAACACAUCCUUCCCAUACUUCCACUGACAGCAUGUACCAUUUUUUGCAAAUAAUUCAAUGUCACAUGGUUCUCAGUUUGACAGAAAGCUUUCUGAGUCUCAGGGAGUCCUUGAAUUAAGAAAGUCUGUCCAUCAACAGGAUAUUCUUAGUAAUAUGUAACAACACUGUGAAAAAACAGGUGCAUUUCCAGCAAGAAAACACAGCAGGUACAGUACUAUAGACAUUCAGAGGAAACUGAUAUUUUUUUUUUUUGGUAAAUGAUCUUUUCUUUUUUUCUGGUCAGCUUAUACUCUAGCACCAGCCAAACAUUGACUGUUUUUUUUUUUAAGUGAUAUUUGACAUUUUUAAUUGGUUGUUUUUCUGCUAAGAAAUUUGUACACAAAAAAAUUCAGGCUAUAUUUCAAAAGUGCAGAUGUGCCUUUAAAUCUUUUUUUGGUAAAUUCCAUUACCAAAACCUACUUGGCAUUUUCUCUGCAAUUCCAAGACCAAUUAAGACGAGUACAUAUGCAACCAAUAUUUUUUAAUAUGCAGCGCUACUAACUGACAACAUUCUUCCAUGUCGUCUGUCUAAUUUAUGUAUUUAAAUGAAAUGAAAAUGUAUGUCUACUGCAAAUGUUGAUUCUUUACCAUUGUCUAUGUAUCAUUUUUUUCCAGUAGGAAUUUUUCUGUGAAUUUUUCCUUAAUGUACUUACUUUCUUGUCUUUCCUACAUUUUUAUUCAUUCAGCUCUGCUUUUUUAUGACGUCUUUAAUCUAUAUGAUAAAUUAUGUGAAUUUAAAUAAAAACGUUUCUUAUUUAUCCUUUAA